CCUCUGUAUCCUGAAGGGGAUUUACCCCCAUGAGCCCAAGCAUAAGAAGAAGGUGAACAAAGGCUCCACUGCAGCCAGGACUUUCUAUCUCCUCAAAGACAUCAAGUUUCUCCUUCACGAGCCCAUUGUCAACAAGUUCCGGGAGUAUAAGGUGUUUGUCCGGAAGCUCCGCAAGGCGUAUGGGAAAAGCGAGUGGAGCACCGUGGAGCGGCUGAAGGACAACAAGCCCAAUUACAAACUUGACCACAUUGUGAAGGAGAGGUACCCAACGUUCAUUGAUGCUCUGCGAGACCUGGACGAUGCCCUCUCCAUGUGCUUCCUCUUCUCCACCUUCCCACGGACCGGCAAGUGCCACGUCCAGACCAUCCAGCUGUGCCGGCGCCUGUCCGUGGAGUUCCUCAACUACGUCAUUGCCUCGCGCUCCCUGCGCAAGGUCUUCCUCUCCAUCAAGGGUAUCUACUACCAGGCUGAGGUGCUGGGACAGCCGGUCACCUGGAUCACCCCUUACGCCUUCGCGCAUGAUCACCCCACGGACGUGGAUUACCGCGUCAUGGCCACCUUCACCGAGUUCUACACCACCUUGCUGGGCUUUGUCAACUUUCGCCUCUACCACUCCCUCAACCUGCUCUACCCCCCCAAGAUCGAAGGGCAGGCGGAGGUUGAGCUGAAGCCUGCGGAGGGCGAGGCGUACGCCAUGGAUUCGGAGAGCUACCUGGAGAAGCUCUCAGCCUUGAGUGCCAGCUUGACCCGUGUGGUGGCACCAACCACAGAGGAUGACGUGGAGAUGGAUGAGUUCCCUGUGGAGGGGGAGACUGCUGAGCAGAUGGAUGCAAAGAAGAAGGAGCAGGAGGCCCUGGAGAAGCAGAAAAGGCUGUUUGAAGGGCUGCGCUUCUUCCUCAACAGAGAGGUGCCCCGAGAGCCGCUSGCCUUCAUCAUCCGGUGCUUUGGGGGCCAGGUGUCCUGGGACAAGUCUCUGUGCAUCGGUGCCACCUACGAUGUGAGUGACCCAUCUAUCACACACCAGAUUGUUGACCGGCCCCGUGUGGAGCAGCAGGUUGUUGGCAGAUAUUACCUGCAGCCUCAGUGGGUUUUCGACUCCGUCAACGCCAAGCUGUGCCUCCCUGUGGCUGACUAUUUCCCUGGCGUGCUGCUGCCCCCGCACCUCUCGCCCUUCGUCACGGAGCAGGAAGGAGACUACAUCCCUCCGGAGAAGCUGAAACUGCUGGCCCUGCAGCGGGGCGAGCAGCCAGGUGAAGAGAGUGAGGAAGAGGAGGAAGAGGAGGAGGAGGAGGAGGAGGAGGAGGGCAAUGAUGAUGAGGAGGAGGAAGACGAAGAAGAUGAUUCUGAAAAGGAAGAAGAGACAAAAUUGAAGAAGAUGGAAGAGCAGAAGACUCAGGGCAAGGUGCUCCCUGUGAAGGUGACAGCUGGCAAGGUGCGGCUGGAGGACAAGCAGCGCCUGGAGCAGGAGCAGCAAAGCGAGGAGAAGCGCCUGGCCAUCAUGAUGAUGAAGAAGAGGGAGAAAUACCUCUACAAGAAGAUAAUGUUUGGCAAGAAACGCAAAGUCCGAGAGGCUAACAAACUCGCCGAGAAGAGAAAAGCCCACGACAUGGCCAUGAAAGAGGAGAAGAAGAAGGCCAAGAAGGCGCAACGGGCGUGAUGGCAGUUCCAGGCCUCCCCUCGAGGGAGCCAGCCCUGUCCUCCAUGUGCAGAGGKUGCCUGGGCCUUGGGCCUCAUGUAGCCUGGCCAAACCUUGCAGAGACCAUCUUGGAUUUUGGUGGAAAUCCCUCUGCUUUGCUUUUGGGAYAAAAAUGCUAAAUUAAAAAAUGUUCCCUGUCUGUAAAUACCCCUCCUGCUGUGCCUUUCCCCAGGGUGCCUGGGUUCCCUCAGUUCUCCUCUGCACAGGCCUUCACGUCGUGUGUGUCAGUGCCUCUGCCCACCUUAGCUUGUGCGGUGGGGUCAGCGUGACAGGCCUGGCGUGAGGACUGUCAUCUUGAUGUUGCUGCCACCAUUCCUGCUUCCUAACCCACAAGUGCAGCGAGCAGUCUGAGGCAAGCGAGGAAGCCCUGCGGAGAACUGGCUUCUUGUAGGGUGAUCCUGGGUGGUUCAUUUGAAUUUUCAGAGAUGGGGGCAGAGGAGAAGGCCUCGCGCCAGAGCAGGAGGUUCCCCUGCAACUGCCCRCGGUCGUUGGAUGCUGCAGUGUAUCAUGGAGGGGAGGGAGGCUCUGUGAACAGCAGGGCUCUUGCACCAGCCGGGGGGGAAUGGAGCCUGCAGCAGAAGGGAGCCUUUUCCUUGAAAAGCUGCUCUCCAGCAUUUCUUCUUAAGGCCRUUCCACGCCCUUUCAGUGACACAGCCUGUAAACAGUUUCUAUUUUUUU
Molecule: messenger RNA, 2374 nt
Organism: Nothoprocta perdicaria
Lineage: Eukaryota; Metazoa; Chordata; Aves; Tinamiformes; Tinamidae
Gene: PES1
Product: pescadillo ribosomal biogenesis factor 1
Exons: 13
Coding region: 311-1657 (448 amino acids)
Biological process (GO): ribosome biogenesis; maturation of LSU-rRNA from tricistronic rRNA transcript (SSU-rRNA, 5.8S rRNA, LSU-rRNA)
Cellular component (GO): nucleolus; PeBoW complex
Molecular function (GO): RNA binding
Source: RefSeq, a predicted model, not a curated record